GUCAUCGCCAUCUCACACAAUCACAAAGCAAAAAUGCCACCACCACCACCACCACCGAUGCCUCGAGUGCCCGAGGGCUGGCGCCCGCAGUUCGACGACCGCUAUCAGGAAUGGUUUUAUGUGAACCUUCUCACAGGACAAUCACAAUGGCAGCGUCCCGACCGACCAGCGCAACCGAGCGGCCCUGCACCCCCUCCUCCACCCGCAGGCCCACCUCCCAGCUACGAAGCCAGCACACCUCGACCCAUGAACGACGGCAAAUCGUCCCCGUGGCCGCCGAACCGCGACAGUCGCAGCAGUCCCUACCCAACCCCGCAGUCAGGCUACAGCCCGAGCCCGUACCCGCCACAACCCCAAUACAACACCCCUCCUCCGCAGAACCAGUAUCCCAACCAAUAUCCGCCCCAGUAUAACAACCCGUAUCAGAAUCCGUACCAAAACCCAUACCGCAAUCCGAACGAUCCAUACCCGUAUCAAUAUCAGUAUCAGAAUCAAUACGCUCCUCAGUACCCAGCGCAAUACGCCCAGCCGCCACUUCAGCAGCAGCAGAUGCCACCGCAGCCAGAGCAGAAGAAGAAACGCGGGUUGGGGAUGGGCGGUGCCGCGGCGUUGGGAGUCGGGGGUGGUUUGCUUGGUGGAUUGUUGCUGGGUGAGGGCAUCGAGCAUCUUGAGCAUGACUUUGAUGAUCCUCCUCCUGAUGACUUUGGGCCCGGGCCGGAUUUCGAUGAUGGGUUCUUUUGAGGAGGUGCGAAUUGUUAAGAGUGAUUCGGCGUGGAUGGCUACUUCAGCUUAUGGAAUGCUAUGAUGAAUUGGUCCACGAAGCACGGCUACGGGAAAGAGAUAUUUAUCGCAGGGUAAAGACAUGCAGUUUAGAAUUAUUACAAAGAAGAGAGUAUCUAGGUGUAUGAUGUUUUGGAAUAUACCCGAGGUCGGUCU
Molecule: messenger RNA, 936 nt
Organism: Aspergillus homomorphus CBS 101889
Lineage: Eukaryota; Fungi; Ascomycota; Eurotiomycetes; Eurotiales; Aspergillaceae
Product: WW domain-containing protein
Exons: 2
Coding region: 34-741 (235 amino acids)
Molecular function (GO): protein binding
Source: RefSeq, a predicted model, not a curated record